This is a messenger RNA of Pseudozyma flocculosa PF-1, 1038 nucleotides long. RefSeq lists its product as uncharacterized. The transcript is spliced from 3 exons. Gene Ontology annotation, biological process: peptidyl-arginine methylation. Gene Ontology annotation, cellular component: nucleus. Gene Ontology annotation, molecular function: protein-arginine N-methyltransferase activity. The record is from RefSeq and is a predicted model, not a curated record. Lineage: Eukaryota; Fungi; Basidiomycota; Ustilaginomycetes; Ustilaginales; Ustilaginaceae. Bases 1 to 1038 code for a protein of 345 amino acids.
AUGGCCUCCUCUUCCACCUCCAACGGCGCCACCAGCAGCGCCAUCCCCGGCGACAUGACCUCGCGCGACUACUACGCCGACUCGUACGCCCACUUUGGCAUCCACGAGGAGAUGCUCAAGGACGAGGUCCGCACCCUCUCGUACCGCAAUGCCAUCAUCCAGAACCCGCACCUCUUCAAGGACAAGGUCGUCCUCGACGUCGGCUGCGGCACCGGCAUCCUCUGCAUGUUUGCCGCAAAGGCUGGCGCAAAGAAGGUCAUUGGCGUCGAUAUGAGCAACAUCAUUGACCAGGCAAAGGUCAUUGUCGAGACCAACGGCUUCGCGGAUGUCAUCACGCUGGUCAAGGGCAAGCUCGAGGAGGUCGACCUCGGCCUGGGCCCCGACGGCAAGGUCGACAUCAUCAUCAGCGAGUGGAUGGGCUACUUCCUCCUCUACGAGUCGAUGCUCGACACGGUCCUCAUGGCCCGCGACAAGUACCUCGCGCCCGGCGGAAAGCUCUUCCCCGACCAGGCCACGCUCUACCUCUCGGCCAUCGAGGACCAGGAGUACAAGGACGAGAAGAUCGGCUUCUGGGACGACGUCUACGGUUUCAACUACUCGUGCAUCAAGGACAUUGCGCUGCGCGAGCCGCUCGUCGACACCGUCGAGCUCAAGAGCGUCGUCUGCGACCCCUGCCCCAUCAAGCAGCUCGACCUGACCACCGUGACAAAAGAGGAGCUCUCGUUUGUCUCCGACUUUACCCUCAACGCUACCCGCAACGACUACGUCCACGCCUUCCUCGGCUGGUUCGACAUCUCGUUCGAGGCCUGCCACAAGCCCGUCAAGUUCUCCACCGGCCCGCACUCGCGCUACACGCACUGGAAGCAGACCGUCUUCUACACAAAGGACAUGCUCACCGUCAGCCAGGGUGACGCCAUCACCGGCCGCCUCUCGUGUCAGCCCAACUCCAAGAACAACCGCGACCUCGACAUUGUCAUCGACUACGAGGUCAAGGGCGCCGCCGGCACCAAGGGCAGGAUGGAGUACAAGAUGUCCUAA